AUAUAUGAGAGGGAUGUAUCCACCUCCUCUCUCCAAGUGGGGGAACGUCAGCAGACUCGGUUCAGGACUGGUAAAAACGCUCAACCAAAUCGACGAACAGCGGCAGGUAACCCAAAGAUGAAGAACCUAUUCUGCUUACGGGCACCUCCCAUCAACCCUUUAAACGGCAAGGCUCAGAAGCUGCCCAUCAUCAACCCAUUUGAUAGGCAUGGUCGAGUGUUCUUCUUCGCCUGGGCGUCGUUCUGCUGCUCUUUCUCGGCGUGGUACUCCUUCUCUCCCUUGUCGAAAUCCAUCCGCGCGGAUCUCAAGAUCACCAACGAGCAGUGGCUUAACAGCAACAUCAUCGCCUUGGUAGCUGGGAUGGUCAUGAGAGCCGUUGUUGGACCGUGCUGUGAUCGUUUCGGACCGAGAAAAACCAUGACCGGAGUGCUUAUAGCCGCCGCCAUUCCAUGCGCUUUGGCCGGAACAAUCACCAACUAUGCUGGCCUCAUGCUCAUCCGUUUCUUUGUCGGGAUUGCGGGUGCCUCAUUUGUGCCCACGUUGAACUGGUGCACCAUGUUCUACGACAAGAAUGUCGUCGGUACCGCGAACGGGUUCGCUGGUGGAUGGGGAAACGGUGGUAGCGCCGUUGCCUACUUUAUGAUGCCCGCGGUUUACGACAGUAUCCGAGGGAUGGGCCGAACCUCUCACGUGGCUUGGCGAGUCUCGUUCGUUGUCCCUACGAUCAUGCUUCUGGCUUGCGCCGCUGGAUCCUACUUCUUGUGCGACGACACUCCUACCGGCAAAUGGGAGGAUCGGUUCAACGCCACUUCGACCGUUGUCGAGAUGACCUCUCCCUCCCCCUCUUCAUCUGGUGUGGAUCGAGUGGACUCCGAACCAUCUAACGACGGCAAGGAUGACAAGCGAUCCAAAGAACCUACGGUCACUGUAGCCGCUCUUGAAGACGAUGAGGCUCAAUCCCCUCGAGAGCCCGUACUGGUGAUGGAAGCCCUACCCAAGCCCAGCUUGAAGGAUUCCAUCAAAGCCCUCUGCUGCAUUCAAACGCUCAUGCUGGCCGCGCCCUACGCCUGUUCAUUCGGAGGGGAGCUCGCUCUCGCAGCCAUCCUCAGCUCUUGGUACCAACAAAAGUUCCCCGGAUGGGGCCAGACCAAGGCGGGUCAGGUCGCCGCCGCCUUCGGAGCGUUCAACGUGGUCUGUCGUCCGCUUGGAGGUUUCCUGUCGGACCGGAUCUACGGCGCCGUCUCGCCCAGGUGGGGAACCAAGUCUAAGCAGUUGUGGUAUGGAUUCUUGGUCACCGCUCAAGGUGUCAUGUUGACCUGGAUCGGUCUCGUCAACCCAACUAACGCGGUCGCGCUCGUCGGAGGUAUCCAAGCCAUGGCCAUCUUCAUGGACGCUGCCAACGGUGCCGCUUAUUCAUUGGUACCCCACGUCAACCCCCAGUACAACGGAAUCAUGAGCGGUGCUGUCGGGUCAACCGGAAACUUUGGGGGUGUCAUGUUCUCGGUAGCAUUCCGUUUCACCAACUACCAUAAAGGCUGCUGGAUCAUCGGUGUUUGCAGUAUGGCCAUCGGGAUCCUGAUGACGGCCAUUCCUCCUAUCCCUAAGUCGCAACUCAAGGCCGGAGGCUACAUGAGUCGAUAAAACAAAGAUGAUGGAUAGUAGCAGUUAUUAUUGUUGGCGUAUUGUAGAGAUAGAAGCUGAAACGUAUAUCCGGAUUUGAUAUCACGCGUGCUUGCAAGACCUGCUUCCUGGCAUUUGAAGGCCGUUCUCGAUCUUUAAGAGUCGGAGACUCUGAUCUUCAUCUUGCAUCUUGUA
Filobasidium floriforme is the source of this 1815-nucleotide messenger RNA. Its product is annotated as major facilitator superfamily domain-containing protein. Gene Ontology annotation, biological process: nitrate transmembrane transport; nitrite transport. Gene Ontology annotation, cellular component: membrane. The record is from RefSeq and is a predicted model, not a curated record. The transcript is spliced from 7 exons. Bases 118 to 1641 code for a protein of 507 amino acids. Gene Ontology annotation, molecular function: nitrite transmembrane transporter activity; nitrate transmembrane transporter activity. NCBI's taxonomy places the organism in Eukaryota, Fungi, Basidiomycota, Tremellomycetes, Filobasidiales, Filobasidiaceae.